Messenger RNA from Patella vulgata (common limpet), 2741 nucleotides. Its product is annotated as ubiquitin-conjugating enzyme E2 C. The coding region runs from base 102 to 641 and encodes 179 amino acids. The transcript is spliced from 5 exons. The record is from RefSeq and is a predicted model, not a curated record. Lineage: Eukaryota; Metazoa; Mollusca; Gastropoda; Patellidae.
CAAUUUUCUAUUCGUCGAUCAUUUUAAAAGACAAGUCUGUUUGAAUGCCGAUGAGGUUACAUAUUCUUCAUUAAAAAAAAAAAGGCAAUUUCUGUAUCAGAAUGGCAUCCCAAAAUCAGAAUCCCACAGUGGAAACGCAUUCACAGAAAGAAAUGACAGAUACACCUCCAGUACAACAAGACAGUCAUUCAGUGAGUAAACGGUUACAGCAAGAAUUAAUGAAAUUAAUGACAUCUGGUGAUCCAGGUAUCUCAGCAUUUCCUGAUGGUGAUAAUUUAUUUAAUUGGAUCGCAACAAUAGAAGGUGGUGCAGGAACUGUCUACGAAGGUUUGAAAUAUAAAUUGACAUUUGAAUUUCCCAGUGGUUAUCCAUAUCAAGCCCCAACUGUCAAGUUUGAUUCACCAUGCUAUCACCCUAAUGUUGACGGCAGUGGUAACAUCUGUUUGGACAUAUUGAAGGAUAAAUGGUCUGCGUUAUAUGACAUUCGGACCGUUCUUUUAUCCAUUCAGAGCUUACUGGCAGAACCUAACAUCGACAGUCCACUUAAUGUUCACGCUGCUCAAUUGUGGGAAAAUCCAGCUGCAUACAAAAUAUAUUUACUUGAAAAAUAUGACAAAGAAGUUAAAUCAAAACAAUCAUGAUGUUAUUUUCUAAUUUUUGUCUUGUAUAUUCAUUCCAUAGCUCUCAGCCUGUCCAACCUUUGUGGGGUUUAUCUGGGUCCUCCGGUUUCCUCCCACUUCUUAAGACCCCUAUGCGCAUGUGAAUUAUUGAAAUAAAAUUGUACAUAUGUUAAUCUCGAAAUGACCUAGUUUUUGUCGAGUGGAUGUUAACCCCCCACUUCUCUAUCUCCCAUGACUCUCACUUAGCAGCCAUAUUUGCCUUUCUUGACCAGCUAACCUGGUCAGUCAAUUCACAUGAUAUAAAAUGAGAAUUAUAAAGAAUUUGUCCUAAACAAACAAUAGAUAGAACUCAAUGACCAUUGAAUACCGCUCGGGUUAUUCAAUGGUUUUACUCAAGUGUAUCCCUGCAGAAGGAUUCCACGAGAGAAAGUGAGUGGAAUGUGGCAUGGAUAAACUCGAGUGAACCAUUGAAUAACCCGAGCUGUAUUCAAUGGUUAUUGAAUUCUGUUUUUGUUCUAUAACUACAUGUAAAUCUCAAAAUACACUGUACUAUCCAGAUUAUCAAAAACAAAAUCACCAAUGACGUUAAAAUUCAUCAUAGGUUCAGACCUUUUUUGUUUCUUUUUUACAAAAAUUGUGGGUGCUAGUGGUGACGUCAUUACAAUUUGAUGUAAUUCUGAAAGUGACGCCAUUCUGGCCAAAACUAGUACGUGUCCAAGCCAUUGAAUACAACCAUAGGUUAUUCAAUGGCAGUAUUCAAUGUUAUUUGCAUGUAAUUAUAGAAUAAAUACAGUUAAAUUCAUAGAUAAUGCUAAAAGAGGUCAUAUUCUUUGUAAAAAAAACAUCUUACUAAUAUGAGGUAUACAAAAUAGGUUAAUUUUGACCAGUAAAAUCCUUCUUCAUUUAUUUCUUGUAACAUAAGCUGAUUCAUUGUAUAUUUGUCCGAAAUAAGAACAGCCUACAUUUUCAACGUUCAUAUUUCAUUUCUUCCCUAUUUUCUAUCUGCAAGAAUCAUGACCAUUCUUUGCCGAAUACAGACUGUGUGAAUGUUUCUAUUGUUAGGAUGCACAUUCUUAUUAAAACACAGAUCCUAUUUCGUUUUGUUCUUUAUAGUUCAAAAUUUCGUUUAAUUUGUCUUUACUACACUAGGAUCUGGAAGAGUUGUUAUAUAACCCGCGUUCUAGAUGAUAUGUGAGGGAUUAACCAAUGAAACAGUCUGUUGCAGCAUUGUUCUUGGCGUGCUGUGCACAGAACUGUGGGUAUCCUACUAGAAACAUCAAUGCUGAUUGGUUAAUCAAAUUUCUGAUGUCAUAGGGUCAAAAGCUGCUUGUAUGACCCCUGACGCAACCUCCCACUACAACUAGUCAGCUCUUCAUGUAGUAGAUAAUAGGCUGGAUUGAUUAGAUAAUUAAGUGAUCAACGUAUUUAUCGUUUUAUACGGUCUAUACACAUACCUUGAUUAACUACUUAAUCUGCCUUGAUUGACUGACUUAAUUCUUUGUCGGACAAUUCAUCAAUUCAAUCCUGAACAGAAGUCAUUGCUCCUCCUUUGUCAGACUAUAUAUCAAUCCAAUAAACUUUAUCUAUGUGAUUAGAUAUGUGAUGUAUGAAUUUGAAUAUUUUGUUGACACGUGAUUCUUAAUUGUGGUUUGAAAACACCUGCUUAAAUAACGAUAAGAGUUAUGUCCCUUUAUUUUCGGGAGGAUAAUGUCCGACAACUAAAAUUUUGAAAUCCCAUCACUGGUAGAGGCCAUCGAAAGUAUAAAAAAUGAAACAAAAUAUAGAUUUGUAUUUUAAUCAGAUUGUAGUAAGUAAGGCCAGGAGCCUUAUUCAUGAAAUCAUAAGCUAAAAUAUUUUAACAAUUCAGCAUUUUCAUUGGCUAAGAAUUAAAUACCUAGUGAAAAUUUUAGCUUUUAACCAAUGAAAAGGCAUUAUUCAUAAAAUAUUUUAGGUUAAAAUUUGGUAAAUAAGACCCCAGUACAAGUCUAGAAUGUACAAACUAUGAUAAUGAUAUGUUUCUUUAAUUUCUUUAAUUUAAAUCAUAAUGUCUUCUUACUUCUUCUUGUAUUUAUAUAUAUUUUGCUAUUUAAUUGUAAUCAGGAAUAAACAAUCUACACAACA